GUCUUUGCGUUCAAAUGGCUCGGUUUGAGUUGCGUUUAGCGUGACGUCACGGUGUUCUCUGAACAGUGACGCGGCAGUUAGCUUACGGCAAAACUAGCUCGCCGAAACAGUUCCUGGUAGCGGCUGUUCUCAGAUCUGUCACCGCGAGUUUUAAUCCACCGAACUGGGCUUCGGUUCCCCUGACGCUUGAAUUACUAGAUUCGUCACCAUGGGGAAUGUAUUUGCCAGUUUAUUCAAAGGCCUGUUUGGCAAAAAAGAGAUGAGAAUUCUGAUGGUGGGGCUGGAUGCUGCUGGGAAAACGACUAUCCUGUAUAAAUUGAAGCUCGGAGAGAUUGUCACCACCAUUCCCACCAUUGGUUUUAACGUGGAGACGGUAGAAUACAAGAACAUCAGCUUCACGGUGUGGGACGUGGGCGGUCAGGACAAAAUCAGGCCGCUGUGGCGCCACUACUUCCAGAACACUCAAGGGCUUAUUUUUGUGGUGGACAGUAACGACAGGGAGCGAGUGAACGAGGCGAGGGAGGAGCUGUCCCGAAUGCUCGCCGAGGACGAACUUAGAGACGCCGUGCUGCUCGUUUUUGCAAACAAACAGGAUCUGCCGAACGCCAUGAACGCCGCAGAGAUCACAGACAAACUGGGGCUGCACGCCCUCCGUCAGCGCAGCUGGUACAUCCAGGCCACCUGUGCCACCAGCGGGGACGGUCUCUACGAGGGCCUGGACUGGCUCUCCAACCAGCUGAAGAACCAGAAAUGAUCCAUUCCACCUCUUUUUGUUUUUGUUUUUAUUUUGUUUUGUUUGUUUCUUCUGUUUCAACACAGCGGCAGCACCGGACCCAGGCCCCUCUGACUCCCCCCCUACAUCGAAGCCCCCCGGCUCUUUCUUUCGUCUCCUGCUUCCUCUCCUCGUCAGGGCUCGAGCCUGUGCUGCGUGUGUGUGUGUUCAGUGGGUGGGUGCGUGCGUGCGUGUGUGUGUGUUGGCUGGGAUUGGGAGGAACCCUGGCGUGCCUUUUACACACCUGUGGAAUCAGCAGUCUGGUUUUCAAGCCCCUUCUCAUCCACCAAACUCAGCCUCGGUCUCUCUGUCCCCCCCUCCCCCCUCCUCAUCCUCCUGAGGAAGAGCGCUUUUCAUACGGCGAAGGAAGAGCAAGGGUGUUUUGCCCCGCCCCCCACGUUUAGUGUAAAUCUAAAGAUAUCCCCCUCCUUCCCGUGUAGAUGUUCACCUGUUUAAAUWUGACUCUGCCCCCACCGUAAAAAGUUUCAUUUAAUUACAUCUUAACCUGUAUCAGGUCAAAGUAAAAAGAAAAAAAAAACAAGAUAAAACCCCAUCCUGGUUCGUUCUGUCCUCUGAGAAUCAUGCUGUUUGCUUUAUUCUUCUUAUUGGUAAAAUAACAGAUUAUUUCUGUGGAAGGCUCCCUGGUGGACACUAACCCCGCCCCUCGCCCCGCCCCCUCAACACGAGCAGGAAGCACAAACCAGCGACCACUAAAAAAAAAAAAUCUAAUUAAGAAACCUGCUCGUCGUUCCACAAAGUUUCCGGUGUCAAUUGGAAUUUCUGAUGUAAAGAAUCGUUCUGACAGGCCACGCCCCCUGAGGAUAGGGACCGCCCCUUUUUAGAGAGCAGGAACCCCCUGAACAUUCACAGCUUCACGUGUUUAAAACAUGCUACAUGUAUGUUUUUUUUUCUGUAGUUUUAGAGUUUCUACUUCAACUGAACCAAAAGCGUCUGAGCACGGUGACGAGUCUUCAUCUGGACCUGAACCAGUUCCUCAGAGGUCCUGAACCAGUUCCGAAGUUUAGUUUUUGUUGUUUUCCUCGUCAAACGGUUCUGAAACCCGAGAGCAUCCGGCCCGUUGGGUUUUUUUUUUUUUCACGGCACCAAAACACGAAGGAGGAGCGGUCCAGGUGUCGGCAGGUUAAUGCUCGAGGCCGGCUCGAGUCCCGGGUCCGGACCCGCGGAGGAGAACCGGUCUGCUGAGACUCGGCAGGUGUUGAACCAUGGGGGGGUUGAGCCGGCACUUCUGUCAAGAAUGAUUGUAAAUCUGUUCCCCUGUAAACUGUUUCUGUGGGGAUUUCCUGAACACAUUAAUAAACCUGAUUUGAUCCAACA
Molecule: messenger RNA, 2107 nt
Organism: Austrofundulus limnaeus
Lineage: Eukaryota; Metazoa; Chordata; Actinopteri; Cyprinodontiformes; Rivulidae
Gene: arf2b
Product: ARF GTPase 2b
Exons: 5
Coding region: 209-754 (181 amino acids)
Molecular function (GO): GTP binding; GTPase activity
Source: RefSeq, a predicted model, not a curated record